Messenger RNA from Rhodotorula toruloides NP11, 4422 nucleotides. Its product is annotated as ATP-dependent RNA helicase A. Gene Ontology annotation, molecular function: RNA binding; ATP binding. Lineage: Eukaryota; Fungi; Basidiomycota; Microbotryomycetes; Sporidiobolales; Sporidiobolaceae. Gene Ontology annotation, cellular component: intracellular anatomical structure. Bases 1 to 4422 code for a protein of 1473 amino acids. The record is from RefSeq and is a predicted model, not a curated record. The transcript is spliced from 7 exons.
AUGCCCGCGAGCCGCAACGCCCGCCCCCGACCGCUCGACUCGCUCUCGUCCACUUUCCUCUCGCCGCCGACACACCACAACCGCACGCUCAGGACAUCGGCUGCGCUCGAGAUGAACUCGACUGGAUCGCUGGGACACCCUCGGAGGCGCGGCGGAGCUGGCGCAGGCGGCAGGAAGCGCGGAGGAGCAGGCGGCGCAGGGCCGUCGAGAUCCGCAAAGGUGCCGCUACCAACCGCCCCCGGUCCGCUGCACGACAAGACCUACGUCGAGUCGGUGUACGCAGCGAUGGGCGGGAGGGGCAAGCCACCACCCAAGCUGAUCGAGAACGCCAAGGGCGUCAUUUCAAACUACGUCAAGGCGCUCGGUGGAGAGCCAAAGUACGAGGCGAAGAAGGUGAAUGUCCUGGGCGAGGAGGUUACGCGAGUAACCAUUGUCGCCGAUCCCGAUCCUCCAGCGAACCAGCAGUCCUGGAGCUACAACUCUGCUUCCGGCCCUUCGCUUCCUCCCAUGAUCCAGCCUAUCGUCGGAACGGGAGAUGCGAAGACGGCGAAGGAAGCGGAGAAGCUUGCGGCGUUGCAUGCGUGCAUGCAGUUGAGUGCGAAGGGGCUGUUCACAAGCAGCAACCUCCCUCUCCGCGCGAAAGGCGGUUUCCCUCCCACAGCAGCAAAACCCGCCGCCCAAACCCCCACCUCGUACGCCCCGUCCUCCUUCUUCGACGGUCCUGCCAACUCGACGACCUACAAUUCGACUGGUCCUGCCCCUAUGGCCGUCGACGCGGCCGCGCCGCCCCCUCCGACUAACAACGGCUCGACGGUCACGCUUUCGAAUGGAGACCGGGUCUCGCUUGAGGAGGCGAGGGCGUUCAUGGAUUUCUAUUGCCAGCGCUUCAACUUUGACAAGCCGUCGCUCGAAGCGCGGCCGGUCAAGAUCGACCAGCCUGCGCCUUUCACGCGGGGUCGCAGACGAGUCAAGGGCAACCAGAAGGGCCAGUGGCGCGCGACGCUGCGCGUCGCCGGCGCACAAAUCGGUGUGGGCGAGGCGGCGUCCAAGAAGGACGCCGAGCGACGCGCCUACCUCGACACGGCGCUCUAUCUCGAGUCGUGCGACCCGGGCUUGUGGGACGCGUGGAAGCAGCGCAAACUCGACAAGCUCGUCUCGAAAGGCGAGUUGCCGCCCCACGUCUCGUUCGAUGUUGGGUCGGCCGAGGUCGAGGAGGAGCUGAACCAGGCGGUGUGGGAGGGUCAGGAGAGCGAGUUGUAUCGGCGCGCGAAGGAGAUGGUUGAGCGCGAGCACAAGAAGGCGCAGGAGCAGUGGGAGCGGGCGAAGCGCGGUGGAGGUGCGGACGCAGCGACGGCGGCUUCGACCAACGCGCCGGCUGUCGACCCGGCUGCGCAGGCCGCCCAGGCCGAGUUACGCCAGAAGCGACUCGAAGCCAAGUCGCAGAUGCUCUUCACCCGCCUCCAGAACUACCAGGCUUCGACUGAGCCCGCAGUCGAGAAGAUGCGGAAGCAGCGCGCCUCCCUUCCCGUCACUUCGCACGCCGACUCGGUCAUCGCCAAGAUCAACACCUCGCCCGUCGUCGUCUGUCUCGCCGCGACCGGUUCCGGAAAGACCACCCAGCUCCCGCAGCUCAUCCUCGACGAUGCGAUCAUGGCCAAGGAGGGCGCAAAGUGCAAUAUCGUCUGCACACAGCCUCGCCGUAUCGCCGCCAUCUCGGUUGCUGAGCGUGUCGCGAAGGAGCGUGGCGAGUCGAUUGGCGACUCGGUCGGUUACCAGGUCAGGUUCGAGUCGAAGCCGCCUCGCAAGGACGGCAGCAUCCUCUUCUGCACGACGGGUCUCUUCCUCCGACGCAUGCAGGCCGACCUCGACCGCGGACCUUCGGCGAACCAGGAGAGCUUCCUCGAUGGCGUGACGCACAUUUGCGUUGACGAGGUCCACGAGCGCGACGUCGACACCGACUUGUUGCUGUUCGUUCUCAGGCGCUUGCUGCACGAGAGGCGGAAACAGGGCAAGGCCGAGGUCAAGGUCAUCCUCAUGUCCGCCACAAUCGACCCUCGCCUCUUCACCAACUACUUCGCCGACCCCGACACUCGCCUGCCCGCGCCCGUCAUUGAUGUGCCCGGACGGUCUUUCCCCGUCGAGAAGCACUGGCUCGACGAGACGAUGCAGGAGUUGCGGGCGAUGAAGAUCCCGAGGAACGAGGGAGGAUGGGUCUUCGAGGACGAGUCUGUGCAGAAGUACCUCGCCAGGGAGCUCGUCUCGCGCUUGCCUAUCGACGAGCGGACAGGCAAAGUCGUCGGCGAGAUCGACGACCUCGACAUGCCUUACCCGCUUCUCGCCCUUCUCGUCGCGCAUGUCUUGCGCAAGUCGGACGACGGACACGUCCUCGUCUUCCUGCCGGGAUGGGAGGAGAUUCAGGCCGUCGUCAAGAUCCUCCAGGCUCCCCGCCAGUUCCCUCUCUUUGGCAUCGACUUCAUGUCGAAGGACUACGAGAUCCACAUCCUCCACUCGACUGUCCCCCUCGCCGACCAGCAAGCCGUCUUCGAGCCUCCUCCCAAGGGCAUCCGCCGCAUUGUCCUGUCGACCAACAUCGCCGAGACGUCCGUCACGAUUCCCGACGUCGUCUACGUCGUCGACGCAGCCAAGUGCAAGGAGAAGCGCUACGACCCGCAGCGCCGCCUUUCGCAGCUCGUCUCGGCAUGGACCGGUACUUCGAACGUCCUCCAGCGCGCAGGUCGUGCAGGUCGCCACCGCCCUGGCGAGUACUACGGCAUCGUCUCGCGCGCUCGCUUCGAGGCGAUGGACAUCCACCAGACGGUCGAGAUGCUCCGCACCGACCUCGCGUCCACCGCCAUGCACGUCACUGGGUUGCAACUGCCCGGCUUGACCGUCGCCGACGUGCUCGGAUCGACUAUCCAGCCUCCCGAGCCGCAGCGUGUUGUCGCCGCUCUGCAGACUCUCCUCCACGUCGGCGCCAUCGACCGCGACGAGAAGCUCACCUCGCUCGGACGCGUCCUCCUUCAGCUUCCCGUCGAGGCAGCGAUCGGCAAGCUCUGCCUCCUCGGCUCCUUCUUCCGCUGCCUCGAACCCGCCGUCACCCUCGCUGCCAUCCUCACCAACCGCGAUCCGUUCAUGUCGCCGCCUGCCGCCAAGGAGGAGGCUGACCGCGUCAAGAACUCGUGGGCGCCUCCCGAGUUCCGCAGUGAUCCCCUCACCAUCCUCCGCGCGUACACGACGUGGGAGGAGAUGCAGAAGUCGAACCAGUACCAGCGCGCAAACUCCUUCGCCUACAACAACUUCCUCUCGAAGCCGUCCCUUCUCAACAUUCUCAAGAUCAAGGAACACCUCAUCUCCUCUCUCGACCGUGCCGGUGUCCUGCAAAUCUCGGCUGGCGGCGCGGCAGCUCCUGCGCAACCCGCUUUCGGCCGUGGUCGCUUCGCUCGCGGACCCGUCCAGAUCCCCCCCGAACUCAACGAGAACGGCCACCUCCUCCCUCUCCUCUCCGCCCUCAUCGCCACCGCCGUCGCGCCCAACUUUGCCAUCCGAACGGGAUCGUCGACGUUGCGGACGAGCCAGGACAAGUCCUGCAUGAUCCACCCGUCGUCGGUCAACUCGAAGCGGAACGAGAAGAGCGCGGCGUCUCGGCAGAUCUACGCCUUCGGCGAAAAGUCGCGGACGGGUCCGAUCGGCAGCAAGUCUGGCGGACAGACCUUCCUGCGCUCGACGACGAGGAUCGACCCGCUCGGCUACAUGCUCUUCGGCGCGUACGACCUCCGCGUCACGCAGGAGGGUCUCGACUGCGACGGCUGGUUGCCCAUCGUCGCGUCGAACAAGACGAGCGCCGUCAUCCUCGACGACGUCGAGCGUCUGAAGAACAUCCUCGACCUCUCGCUUCUCCGCGUCUUCGAGGGUCUCAAUGCCUCGCUCUUGCGGGGCCGCGGCCGUGGACCUCAACAGCAGCAACGAGGCCCGCGUGGUCGGCAGUUCGAGAAGGACGACGAAGACGAGGACGAGGCGGACGAGGAGAUGGUCGACCGGAACGACCCGACCCUGUCGUCGGUCGAGGUGCAGGACCUCGACAACCUCACGCGAAACGUCGUCGACCUCAUCCAGGACUACCACAACUCGAUGGGCCCUGCAUCGGGUGUCGGCUCCUCUCGCGCGAGCACGCGGCCGUCCUCGCCUUCGGGCCUCCGCCCUCUCCAGCAGGCGCGGAUGUACACCUCGGGCGCGGCGACGCCCGCGACGUCUGCAUCGCACGCUGGCACGCCCUACUCGUCACGACCACCGAGCGCUGGCGGAACCAACGUCUACCGCCCGCCUGGCGCAGGAGCGGGACCGAUGCAGGUCGACUCGCGGGGCGGCGGCGGCGGUUUCGGCGCAGGCAGUGCGCCGUCUGGAGGCAACUGGAGGAGGGGCUGA